AUGGCGGAUGCUAAGAAGAUACAGGGUCCAAUAAAGGCUCUCGAUGACUUCGGUGAAAUGAUUACGUGCCUAGCAAACAUCGGUUAUUACGAGAUGUCUUACUACACGGACUACGGGUGUUUCUGUGGCUAUGGAGGUAGCGGCACACCAGUCGAUCCUACAGACAUAUGUUGCCAGAUCCACGAUCAAUGCUACACCGAAGCAGUUAAACCAGACUAUGGGUGCGGGUGGUUUGACACAUACGCCACAGACUAUGAGUACGUGGAAUCUAUCGACGCAGCAGGAAACUGUGCUAUCAGAUGCAUGACCGAAAAAGAGUAUCCAGCCAGCGACAGCAACGCCAAAUGCAGGGCGUUCAUGUGUGAAUGCGACCGCAAAGGUGCUCAAUGCUUCGCCAAUGAAAGAGGCAACUUCAACAAGAAUUCCUUCUACAACUACCCAUCGAGCAAGUGCUAGUAAUCCAAGUGCACAUGCCCACGACC
Molecule: messenger RNA, 482 nt
Organism: Asterias rubens (European starfish)
Lineage: Eukaryota; Metazoa; Echinodermata; Asteroidea; Forcipulatida; Asteriidae
Product: phospholipase A2 AP-PLA2-I-like
Exons: 4
Coding region: 1-456 (151 amino acids)
Biological process (GO): arachidonate secretion; phospholipid metabolic process; lipid catabolic process
Molecular function (GO): calcium ion binding; phospholipid binding
Source: RefSeq, a predicted model, not a curated record